GUCGGUCGGGAUUUCAGAACCACAGGAGAAUCACCGGAAAGGGUUUUGCUGAUAAAACAGCAUAUUUUGGGAGGAGAUACCGCAUUAUAUGGCUACAUAAACACGCAACGAGCUACUUUAUCCCUUAUUUCACGAUGGAAACUGAACUAUGAGGUGUUGUGUAGUGCAGAAGACUGAGUGAACCAUGGCACAGUUCCCGACCACAUUCACAGGUCCAGAUGUGUUUCUGAUCUCGGUGGAUGAGAGAGCCAAACAUGAUCAGCAGUUUCUCAGCCUCUCUCCCACUGCCGGGGGUUACAUCACAGGUGACCAAGCGAGGAACUUCUUCCUUCAGUCAGGAUUGCCCCCUCCCAUCCUGGCCCAAAUCUGGGCCCUGGCUGAUAUGAACGGCGAUGGGCGUAUGGACAUUCAUGAGUUCUCCAUCGCCAUGAAACUCAUCAAACUGAAACUCCAGGGUCACCCUCUGCCCCCCGCGCUCCCUCCCAGUAUGAAACAACCCCCACUGACUUUACCCCCACAGACCGGCUUUGGCAUGCCCCCCAUGCCUCCCAUUGCAGCUCCUCUGCCAGGCGUGCCUCCUCUUCCCCUGCCUCCUCUUCCUGUCGGAGUAUCUCCCCCACUCGUCUCGUCUGCCCCUCCUCCUCUCCCUCCACCCAUCGCCAACGGAGCUCCACCAACAGGCAUCAUGCAGCCCAUCUCAGGCUUCUCCCACCCAGCUCCCUCCGUCAACAAGUCUUCUUCAUUUAAUCGUCCCAGUGCAAAGCUGCAGAAGGGGUCAUCCUUGGACGCUGCUAGUGGUCCGCCUCCCUCUGACUGGGCCGUCCCUCAGUCCUCCCGUCUGAAGUACAGACAGCUUUUUAACUCCCAUGACAAAAUGAUGAGUGGACACCUCACAGGUCCCCAGGCUCGCACCAUCCUGAUGCAGUCCAGUCUUCCUCAGGGCCAGCUGGCCACGAUAUGGAGUCUAUCAGAUAUUGACCAGGAUGGAAAGCUGACAGCUGAGGAGUUUAUAUUAGCAAUGCACCUCAUAGAUAUGGCGAUGUCAGGGUUACCGCUACCCCCUGUGUUACCACCAGAUUACCUCCCACCCACAUUCAGGCGUGUGCGAAGUGACAGUGUUCAGUCGGAUCAGAAGAGCGUCCAGGAGGAGGCAGAGGAGGAGACGGAGAGCAGCCAGGACAAGAAACUACCAGUCACGUUUGAGGAUAAGAAGAGGGAGAACUUUGAGCGAGGAAACCUGGAGCUGGAGAAGAGACGUCAGGCUCUGCAGGAGCAGCAGAGGAAAGAGCAGGAGAGGCUGGCUGCGCUGGAGAGAGAGGAACAGGAGAGAAAGGAGCGCGAGCGUCUGGAGCAGGAGAGGAGACGACAACACGAGCUAGAAAAACAGCUGGAGAGACAGAGAGAGCUGGAGAGGCAGAGAGAAGAGGAGAGGCGCAAAGAGAUAGAGAGGAGAGAGGCUGCGAAGCGCGAAUUAGAGCGUCAACGUCAGCUGGAGUGGGAGCGUCAACGUCGCCAGGAGCUUCUGACUCAACGAAACCGAGAGCAGGAGAGUAUAGUGCUGCUGAAAGCCAGGAAGAAGACCCUGGAGUUUGAACUGGAGGCUCUGAAUGAUAAGAAGACCCAGCUGGAGGGCAAACUGAAGGAUGUUCGGUUUCGUCUGUCAGCUCAGCGGAGAGAGGUGGAGCAGACCAACCAGACCAGAGAAACACGAAUUGCUGAAAUCACCCUGCUGCAACAGCAGCUGCAGGACUCCCAGCAGUGGUUGGGGAGGCUAAUUCCUGAUAAACAGAGUCUCAACGACCAGCUGAAACAGGUUCAACAGAACAGUUUGCAUCGUGAUAGCUUAUCGUCCCUGCAGAAGGCUGUGGAGCAGAAGGAGACAAGCAGACAGCAGCUCAGAGAGCAGCUAGAUGCUGUGGAGAGAGAGACGAGAGCCAAACUGCUGGAAAUAGACGCUUUCAACACCCAGCUGAAGGAGCUGAGGGAGAUCCACAGCCGGCAGCAGAGGCAGAAACAGAGGGAGCUGGAGGGAGACACACACACACUGACACACACACACCCUCACAUACACACCCCAGUCGAGAGGAAGUCUGCUGAACUACAGGACAGCAGGUUGUCAUCAGAGGAGGGCGUGGCCUGGAGGGAUGAAGCCGCAAGCUCUGCCCCCAACGCUCCUAGCCCCUCCUCCAUCUCCGCACCCCACGCCUGGCUAAACAGAGUGACUCAGGAAGAGGAGGAGAGGAAGAGGAAAGGGCCGGAGGAGGAGGAGGAAGAGGGGAAGAAGGGAGCAGGAGCAGCAGAGGAGAAGGAGGACGAGGGGAGAGGCAAGAAGGACAUGCAGGAGAAACUGAACAAGCUGUUCAGCCAGCCGGCCGACCCCUGGGCUACAACAGUGGACAAAACUCCGGUCCCCAGUCUGUUUGACCAGAAGGCUCCAGUCAGCAGCUUCGACCAGCAGCAGCCAGUGAAGGUGGUCUACUACAGAGCUCUUUAUCCAUUCGAUGCUCGCAGCCACGAUGAGAUCAGCAUCGCUCCCGGAGACGUAAUCAUGGUGGAUGAAUCCCAAACAGGUGAACCCGGCUGGCUGGGAGGAGAGCUCAGGGGUCGCACCGGUUGGUUUCCAGCCAAUUACGCCGAACGGAUACCCGACAGUGAAGCACCGAUCAGCCUGCGCGCCACAGCCUCAGCCACACCCACCUCAGCCCAGCAGCCAAUGUCCACGCCUCCCCCAGCACCCGGACACACCUCCUCCUCCACGUCCUCCGCCAACAGUAACUGGGCCGACUUCAGCACCACUUGGCCGUCCAACACAGCCAGUCAAUCAGACAGCGAGGGAUGGGACGCAUGGCCGACCUCUUCAACCAGUCAGAAUCCUUCGCUCAGUGUUCCCUCAGCGCAGCUACGACAGCGCUCCGCCUUCACACCUGCUACGAUGACGACGGGCUCGUCUCCUUCUCCUGUGCUGGGACAGGGGGAGAAGGUCGAGGGUCUUCAGGCUCAGGCGUUGUAUCCCUGGAGAGCGAAGAAGGACAACCACCUCAACUUCAACAAAAAUGAGAUAAUAACAGUGUUGGAGCAGCAGGACAUGUGGUGGUUAGGUGAACUGCAGACCGGACAGAGAGGCUGGUUCCCCAAAAGUUACGUCAAGCUCAUCUCUGCCACCAUGACGCCCCCGCCUGGUGCCACAACACGCAGCAAAAACACCAGUGAAUCUGGAGUAUCAGAAAGCCCACCCAAUGGAAAACGUCCCUCCCCUUCCCCGACAAAACCCUCCGAGUCUGGAGAAGAGUAUGUGGCCAUGUACACCUACGAGAGCAGUGAACAGGGCGACCUGAGUUUCCAGCAAGGAGAUAUCGUCAUGGUGACCAGGAAAGAAGGUGACUGGUGGACGGGCAUGGUCGGGGGAAAGACCGGAGUCUUCCCUUCCAAUUAUGUCAAACCACGAGACUCGGCGUCAGAGGCUUUGGGACCAGCAGGGAAGACGGGCAGCCUUGGAAAGAAACCAGAGAUCGCUCAGGUGAUCGCCCCUUACAGUGCCACAGGAGCAGAGCAGCUGACGUUAGCUCCGGGUCAGCUCAUCCUCAUCAGAAAGAAGAACCCAGGGGGCUGGUGGGAAGGGGAGCUCCAGGCCCGGGGGAAAAAGCGCCAGAUAGGUUGGUUUCCAGCCAACUAUGUGAAGCUGCUCAGUCCCAGCACCAGCAAGACGACGCCCACAGAGCCCACCCCUCCUAAACUGGCUCCUGCCAGCACAGCUGUGUGUCAGGUGAUCGGCAUGUACGACUACGUGGCCCAAAACGACGACGAGCUGGCCUUCCAGAAGGGUCAGGUGAUCACGGUGCUCAACAAGGACGACUGUGAUUGGUGGAAGGGAGAGCUCAACGGGAGGGAGGGUCUGUUUCCUAGCAACUACGUCAAACUCACCACGGAUACCGACCCGAGCACGCAGUGGUGCGCCGACCUGCACCUGCUGGACAUGCUGAGCCCCAUGGAGAGGAAGAGGCAGGGAUACAUCCACGAGCUGAUCGUCACCGAGGAGAACUACGUCAACGACCUGCAGCUCGUCACAGAGAUUUUUCACAAACCUCUGUUGGAGUGCGAGCUGCUGACGGAGAAGGAGGUCGCCAUGAUCUUCGUCAACUGGAAGGAGCUCAUCAUGUGCAACAUCAAACUGCUCAAAGCUCUCAGAGUGAGGAAGAAGAUGUCGGGCGAUCGGAUGCCGGUGAAGAUGAUCGGUGACAUCCUGACCAACCAGCUGCCUCACAUGCAGCCGUACAUCAGAUUCUGUUCGUGUCAGCUGAACGGAGCCACGCUGAUUCAGCAGAAAACUGACGACAACCCCGAGAUCAAAGAUUUCCUCAAGAGGUUAGCCAUGGAUCCCAGGUGUAAGGGGAUGCCUCUGUCCAGCUUCCUGCUCAAACCCAUGCAGAGAGUCACACGCUACCCGCUCAUUAUCAAGAACAUCUUAGAAAACACUCCAGAGUCACAUCCAGACCACAGCCAUCUGAAAGCGGCUCUGGAGAAAGCAGAGGAGCUCUGUUCACAGGUGAAUGAGGGCGUCCGGGAGAAGGAGAACUCAGAUCGUCUGGAGUGGAUUCAGGCUCACGUCCAGUGUGAAGGCCUGUCUGAGCAACUGGUGUUUAACUCCGUCACCAACUGUCUCGGUCCCAGAAAGUUCCUCCACAGCGGGAAGUUGUUUAAAGCCAAGAGCAGCAAGGAGCUCUACGGCUUCCUGUUCAACGACUUCCUGCUACUGACACAGGUGACCAAACCUCUGGGCUCAUCAGGCUCGGAUAAAGUCUUCUCUUCCAAAACACACCUGCAGUACCGCAUGUACAAGACGCCAAUCUUCCUAAACGAAGUGUUAGUGAAGCUGCCGACAGACCCGUCAGGAGACGAACCUCUGUUCCACAUCUCCCACAUAGACCGAGUUUACACGCUCAGAGCCGAGAGCAUCAAUGAACGGACGGCGUGGGUUCAGAAAAUUAAGGCAGCUUCAGAGCUCUUCAUCGAGACAGAGAAGAAGAAGAGAGAGAAGGCGUAUUUAGUGCGUUCUCAGAGGGCCACAGGUAUCGGCAGACUGAUGGUCAACAUUGUGGAGGGAAUCGAGCUCAAACCCUGUCGCUCCCAUGGAAAAAGUAACCCGUACUGUGAGGUGACCAUGGGUUCACAGUGCCAUAUCACGAAAACAUUACAGGACACAUUGAAUCCGAAGUGGAACUCCAAUUGUCAGUUUUUUAUAAAGGACCUUGAACAGGACGUCCUCUGUGUCACUGUGUUUGAGCGAGACCAGUUCUCGCCUGACGACUUCCUGGGCAGGACGGAGAUCCGGUUGGCUGAAAUAAAGAAGGACCAGGGCUCUAAAGGACCAAUCACCAAACGGCUGCUGCUCCACGAGGUUCCCACGGGAGAGAUCGUUGUCAGGCUGGACCUCCAGCUGUUUGAGGAACCGUAAAAUACCUGGACAGGAUCAUACGGGGCUGGACUCA
Messenger RNA from Plectropomus leopardus (leopard coralgrouper), 5486 nucleotides. It is a transcript of the gene itsn1, whose product is annotated as intersectin 1 (SH3 domain protein). The record is from RefSeq and is a predicted model, not a curated record. Gene Ontology annotation, molecular function: protein binding; calcium ion binding; guanyl-nucleotide exchange factor activity. Lineage: Eukaryota; Metazoa; Chordata; Actinopteri; Perciformes; Serranidae. Gene Ontology annotation, biological process: intracellular signal transduction; positive regulation of Rho protein signal transduction.